ACAGCAAUGUUAAAAGUUUAAUUGCUCACCGUCAAACCCGGUGACAGUAGUCGACAAUGGUUUGACGAAAGGACAUGAGCUCACUGUGCUGGCUGAAAAAUCACAUUGGAUUUGGCAUGCAGUGGACGAAUAGGAAAUGGGUGAAUACGGGAAAGGAAAAAAAAAGUAGUCUACUGAGUUUGAAGCGCUGCUUUUUUAUUUCCACGUGGUUUUGACGCUGGGUGCUAAGCAACGCAGACUAGGGGCUGGUAUUAUAAGAGAAAGGAGUGGUGGUAGCAGCAGAUAGGGGAAGCGCCCCGCUGACAGAGGCACAGGCAAAUGUGAUUACCGCGCUAUUAGUCCCAUGCGAGACACGGAUCCAGAUCCAACAUGGGUAAUUAUAUAGCAAGGGCCUUCAUAAAAGCGUAGCUCGUCCAUUUAGUAACGUGUCCUGAAACAAGCUGCUUUGUCGACCAGCGUAAAAAAACUAAGUCAUGAAACUGCUCGCCAAUAUUUGUUGGCUUAUCAAAGGACUUCUGUGACAGUCAGAAAGAAUCCUCAAGGGGAAGCAAGGCGAUCUCUCAAAUGGGGUCUGACAACGUGACUAACGAAACUUUGCUUGGAGGCCUUCCGUACAGGAUGGAAAUCUCAAUUCCCCUUACGAUACUCGUGGGGAUUCUUAUCCUCUUAACAGUAUUUGGCAAUGUCCUUGUAAUUAUAGCAGUGUUUACAAGCCGGGGCUUAAAAGCCCCACAGAACUUAUUUUUAGUUUCCUUAGCGUCCGCUGACAUUCUGGUGGCCACACUGGUCAUGCCAUUUUCUCUGGCCAAUGAACUAAUGGGCUAUUGGUACUUUGGUAAAGUUUGGUGUGAAAUUUACCUUGCCCUGGACGUUUUGUUUUGCACUGCAUCUAUUGCCCAUCUAUGCGCCAUCAGCCUGGACCGGUACUGGUCCAUCACUAAAGCCAUCGAGUACAACCUCAAACGAACUCCCAAGAGGAUAAAAUGCAUUAUCGUUAUAGUUUGGGUCAUCGCUGCAGUUAUAUCAUUCCCUCCUUUGAUUACGAUGGAGAAAGAGGGUGCCAAGGAGGAGGGUCCAACGUGUGAAAUCAACAAAGACAAAUGGUACAUAAUAUCUUCGUGCAUUGGUUCAUUUUUUGUCCCUUGCAUCAUCAUGAUUCUCGUUUACAUUCGAAUUUAUCAAAUUGCAAAGAAGAGAACGCGGACCCCUCCGGGAAAGAGGAAAAAAACAGAAGCAGACAAGAAACACAAUGGCUUAGAGGAAGAACAACGCUUUCACGAAAAAUUAACCGGGGAAAAGGACGUAGAGCAGAAAGAAAAGGUUGAGAAAGCUGAAGUAAAUGGAGUUGACAUAGAGGAGUCCUCUUCUUCAGACCAUAAUGUGAACACCCCAUGUUCGAUGAAAAAGAAGAAAGCGGAGAGCAAGACAAAACUCAGUCGAAUCAAACCGGGAGACAAUAUUCCGAAAAGAGAGGACCGUUUGAGUGCUAAAGGAUCCAGAUGGAAAGGACGCCAAAACAGGGAAAAACGAUUCACUUUCGUGCUUGCAGUGGUGAUAGGAGUUUUUGUAAUAUGCUGGUUUCCGUUUUUCUUCACUUAUACACUGACAGCCAUAUGUGACUCGUGCAACGUACCCCUAACACUGUUUAAGUUUUUCUUCUGGUUUGGGUACUGCAACAGCUCCCUGAACCCCAUAAUAUACACAAUAUUUAACAAUGAUUUUAGGAGGGCUUUUAAAAAGAUACUUUGUAAAGGUGAGAAAAAACAAAUUGUUUGAGAACUGUCUCUGCAAGGACAAAUUUUACAAUUCAUUGUGUGUGUUGAUCACGUAUGUAACUGUAAUUAGCUUACACAGCAAAAAAGGUUCAGUUAAUUCAACUUUAACAGAGUUAUUGAGCGCAGUAGGGAUCAAACAAACUUUAUCUGCGAAAACUGUAUUCCAUCAGAAUUCAUUUAACACAAUGUAGUUUACUAUGUACUGUUUUCCAUCCUAUUUUGCAAGUGAGUUAACGUGCAUACCAGUGCUAAGUGCACAGUCAUUUUAUAUAAUGUAUUGAGAAAUGUAUACACCUGUGCCAACUGGGGAAAGAUUUUCGAUUAAAAAAAAUGACAUCAUGCAUAUAUUUUAUUCUGUCAUGUAAUUGUUUAAGGCUAUAGCCUAGUAUAUUACGUCAGUGAUGAUAAAUAUUCCACAGAUGUGUGGUUAUUGUUAUUUAUAUUUAUGGAUGUAUAACCCUGAUAUCGUCAUUUAUUGCGUGCAUUUUUUCAAAACGUGUCGGUAUUUUGUCAUGUUUAACAUGAUGUUUUCAAAACUGCAACAUUGAACAGAAACGUGUGGUAUGUAAAUGAUUUAAUAAAUGCAUUUUUCACAUCAGCUUGGAUUGUAUAAAUUAGGUAGCGGGACAGGACAUGGCCUUUAGACUUCUUGGUUCAGUGGGACAUUUGAUUAACAGGAAUACGGCAUGUUGAAAUGAAUUCAGUAACAAAACAAAUAUUUUUAUAUCAUACAAUAUCGACUGGCUGUCUGACUGAAUUUACCAGACAAGACUAUGCUAAGCAUUCCAAAUAUGCAAGCAAAACAAUAAACAAAAACAGAAUAAUUACGCAUUGAGGCCAUAUAUAUAUUAUUAUGUUGGAAGGUUUUUUAAAAAAAUGUGUGAGCUCGUAGAUGAAUAACUGUAAGUUCUUUAAGGACAUUGUUUGAUUAUACAUAUUCUUUAUCAAGGUAGAGAUAAAAAAAGUUGCUGCAACCCAGAAAUUAAACAGCAUUAUUUGUACGGCCUAGGCUGAAUGGCUUUGUUUUCUGCCGCAGUCUUAACAUUGGUUUUGUUUUGACAUGAAAGAUUAAUUUAAUCAGUUCUAAAAGUGUUUGGUCACCUUUAUGGUCAACAUACUUGUUAUUGUUCCCCCAUAGUCAAUGGAUCAUUUAGAUUUCUUUGAAGAUAUGCCCAAACCAGAAUUGCAGACUUGCUAAACUCAGUCUCUCUGCUGAGAAUGAGUAGAUUUUUCUUGAACGUAAUGUUUGUGCAUUCAGAAGGAACUUGAGACCUUAUUAAAAUACUGCACAAGUCAACAUACAGUGUGAAUAAACAAUUGUAAAUACUUUUUUUUUUUUUUAAUCUUGGAUUCCUAAUUAAAAUCAUGAAAUGCUAUGACAAAGCCUGCUCAACUACCAGGCUGGAUAAGCAAUGGUAAGUUUUCAUUCAAAACAAGUGGGUUGCCACUGUGGUCAGUUGCUAUUGCCUGUAAGGUAUAAUGUGCACACACACAAGGAAUGCUGGGCUAGCAAGUUGUGCAUCUGUUACCAGACAUAUCAGAAGAUGAGUAGGGAAACAAAUGUAUGUGUUUUAUUCUUUGGCCUGAGAUUCACCUUCAUGUUGAACAAACUACUGUAAAUUAAAAGUGCACUCAUUCUGUUGCAUUAGUAUCCUUAUUUCAAAGAAUACUUAUUGUUUUGCCAGUUCAAUACCUAAAAGACUUUCUCUCUGAAUACUGAUAUGUUGGCCUUAAGUCAAAUUACUCUUGAAUGUGAUGGUUCCCAAGUUCAGUUUCUAAACAUAGUUGCUGCAAUAUAGACUACUUCUUUUUCACCAGAAUAAUGAGUAUAGGGGGGAUUCCCACGGCAGUACCCGAUGAUUACAUUCUACAAAUGUGGACAAGCAAUGUUUUUGACAGAAGCCUACAGAGAGAUCAAGGUUUUAUGUACCUCAAAAUGGGCGGAGCAAUUGUGUUUUAAGUGACUCACUGACAAAUCAUGGUGUUUUAUUACCAUGAACACAGUUAUUUUAUUGGAACAUAUUAGUGAUUGACAGCUCAUGUCCACUGACUAAGGGUUUCACGGAGCAUCACUCUCCCAUGACUAAUAAACGGAAGGUUAUUUCUUUUAGUCAGCAUUCUGCAUUGGUAUUUAUGUUUUAUCCUUUAUUACAAGUCUCAGAUAUCCUUUCUUUUAUUCUAUUAACACCUAGGCUGGCACUGUACCAUUUACUUGUAUUUCUUGGGAACAGUGUUCAUUGCAGGGUUUGUCAGAUAGGUGAUACAUUAAGUGAACCAUGAAAAUGUGCUUGCUGAUAACCUUAGGAGGUGACUAUUUCCACUUCUCUUAAAAAAAGACAAAUGUUUCACUUUAAAUUCUGGGGAUUAAAAAAUACUUGUAAAUAGAUUGAUAUGUAUCUAUUACCUAUCUAAAUAUGCUACUUACCUAUUCUGUUUCAGGCUUAUUUCAUACUGGAAAAAAGAAGGCUACUAUAUAUAUGUAAAUUAAACGUUUUUAUUUUCCCUCAAAAACAUUGGACAUUUAAAUUUAGGCAAAGUUUGUCAUGGUAAAUGCAGACCAGGUCAGAUAAGAACAUUAAUAUUGUAUUCAGUGCUUUAGAUUUGUGGGGUUAGAGGCAACAUAUAUCUAAGGAAGGUAUUCAGCAAAGCUCAUGCCUGUAAAAAACUGCCAAAAUCGUGUACCUUGCAUGGAGGUUAGAGAAGGCCCAUUAUUGCUGUCAGCUUGUCUGUGUGUGGCAGUUUAUACAUGAUAAAAUCAUAUCCAUCCAUGCAGCUCAGUGGUCCCUAUAGUCUCUCGACCAAAGGUGAGUCAAUUUGUAGAAUGUUUGGCUGCAAUUAUUUAAAAUGAUCUUGAUUCCACUGUAAGAAAGCACAAUGCUCUUGGCAACCUGAAAUGGUUCAUGUAUUUCACCUCAAAGGAUGAUAGACCCUUCAAUGUUUUAUCUUCAUUCUGGAAAUAGACCCUUAUUCAGGUCAGCUAGCCAAAAAUGUAUAUGUUUUGAAGUAUCCCCAAGGUUGAUUUGACAACUAGAGCAGCACACCAAAAAUUAUGAGAUCUAGUCCUCAGGCUGCUUUUAUUAUGCAUUUCUUCCACAACAUUACAAUUUAUGUUGUAUCCUUAUAUUAAGGGCCCAAUGCAUGAAUGUAUUAUGAUGAAAGGGAAAUGAUGCAACUCACAAGAAGCGAUAUUAUAAAUUUUAAUUCAAAUAAAAUUACAUCUCAAAACAGUUAGAUACAUUAAGCAAUGUUAAGAAUCAGAGACCAGAACUGUUAUUUCCCCCCUGUACCAACUGUAAAGAGUCAGGUACUGGAUCUAAGGAGGUUGGCAGCUAUGCUUUAGGCCAGAUGUACUGUUGUGUUUGAUGCCCCUGAGAUGCCUGGAAACAAACAAACAAGCAAACAAACAAACAAAACAGGUGCAGGGUUUAGUGGUGUGUUUAAUUAAUUUUCUUUAUUCAAUAAAGAUGAAAUGUGGGGAAUGGGAUUCGGAGCUCUCUGGGAUUCACAGGAAUCACACUACCAUAAUAAAUGAAUGAAUAGAUAAAUAAAUAAAUAAAUAAAUAAAACUCAUGCUGUCUCUGAACUAUUUGGAUUCCCCAGGUUUUGAACAAAAUUGUUUAACUAUAAAUGAAUGCAUUUUAGUGAAAUGUUUGACACUUGAAAAUGUUAAAGUAAUUAUGUUUUAUAAAAAAAUCAAUUUUGCUUUCAGAACUGUGUUUUCGCAAGAACCAUUGUAACUGCUGCAUCCCACCAGGUUCAAAGGCUCACUGUCUGUAAGAGUGAUUCUAUACUCAACUAUACUAACUUAACUAACUAUAAAUGCAUGUGUUUUGAUCUUCACAAUAAUUAUUAAUUGCAUUUUUUGUAAUAUGUGCAUACAUAAACAUCUCACCUUGGAAUAGACGUGCAGUGUUGUGCUGAAUGGCCUGUUCUCAUCUUACGUUAUGUCAUGUUAUGUUCUUCAAGGAUUCAUUCUGACCUCAGUGACCCCUUCUUGCUAGCUGUCCUACCUGUACCCAAACUGAACCAAGAUAGAUUGACAUAUGAUGGUAUCUUCACAGUUGUAACUUUGUUGACAGACAUUUACAUAAACACACAUUACAUAUACAUGUAGUGGUUUUCUAGAGACAUUUAACCAGGGGGCACAAGCAUGAGUCAAAAUGUAAAUAGGGAAAUUGGGACUUUUGAAAGUUUAUUUCCUUCCAUUUGUGAGGCCAUAUGUAUUAUCUUAACAUCUGUGACAUAAUUAUACAAAUAAGUGCAAAUAUAAACCCAAAAAUCAAAUGCAAGUAAUCGACCAGUAGAAAAUUAACACUUAGGUGUAUUUCCAUUCUGCAAAAAUAAUGCUGCAAGCCCACUGAUAUUUUUUUGUCUGCAUUUUCAUAAGAGGAGAAUGAGGACGCAUUGACAGAGUAGGAGGUUCCAUUUGCCCGUUCUGUUCUUUAGAGAGAAAAAAAUGUUUGUGGAUAUAUACACAGUCAUAUAUAGUUGUCAUGCUGCACUCCAGAUGUUUAUAUUGGGUUAACAGGUAAUGUAAGCAUUGGUUAUGUAAGCUGACAUGUGGCACUGUGAGGUACGGUGUCCUCCAGAACAAUUAACGCCCUUUAUAAAGAUGAGCAAAGAAAAAUAAAAUUAGGAGCUAUACUGGUUGCCCAAAAAGUUGUAAAAUUAUUUUCUUUUGUACAGAUGCAAUUGCUCAGAGACAAAGAUUUUGUUUAAUAAAGAGUCUUUUUUUUCUGAGAAAGACAUGGAUCACAGCUAUUCACUCCACUAAUAAUCAGUCUGAAUGAAAUACAACACAAUUAAAUCUGCAUUAAAAAAACAAAAGUAAAAAAAAAAAGAAAA
This is a messenger RNA of Anguilla rostrata (American eel), 6620 nucleotides long. Its product is annotated as alpha-2A adrenergic receptor-like. Lineage: Eukaryota; Metazoa; Chordata; Actinopteri; Anguilliformes; Anguillidae. The transcript has 2 exons. Gene Ontology annotation, biological process: adenylate cyclase-activating adrenergic receptor signaling pathway. Gene Ontology annotation, cellular component: plasma membrane. The coding region runs from base 565 to 1776 and encodes 403 amino acids. Gene Ontology annotation, molecular function: epinephrine binding; alpha2-adrenergic receptor activity. The record is from RefSeq and is a predicted model, not a curated record.